AUGAUUUACUAUAGACUGACUUCUUCAAUUUUUACGAGAAACAUCUCUUUGAGGCGAUUCAAUCAUCAGCGAAAUAUCUCAAUUAGUAACCCCCCUCCAAAUGCUAAAGUUUUAUCCAUUAACUCAUUGAAAGAGAAGCUACUCGCCCAGAAAGCGAAAACUCCUGUUAUCACCCAUAAAAUAACUAAGAAAGCAAAGAUAAUAGGCUCAAAAACAUUUGAUAAGCAAACUACUGCUAAUAUAUUAUAUGAAAAAUUCAAGACAGACUUUCAAAUUCUACCUACGACUCAAAUACAAAUAUCAGGAACUAAUAAUUUCUUCAAUACUUCUAAAGUCCAGCUUCUUUGGUCAGUUGAGAACUUUGAAGACAUACCUAACGAAAAACUUCGUACAGAGCAACAAUUUUUACAAUCCGAUAAUAAAGAUCAAGACUUUCAGGUUUCAACUGAUACCAAUUUUGAUGAGCUUUCCACAACUCCAAGAAAGAAACACCAGCUGGAAGAUCCAGUUGAAGAAAUCAGCGCGACCGAGGAACUUGAUCGCCUUAAAAAUGAGCAUUACAAGGUACAUCAUAAACGCAAGUUACAUCUAGAUUCAUCUCUUAUAAAAUCAUUACCAGAAAUUGCACUUGUGGGUAGAUGUAAUGUUGGAAAAUCGACUCUUUUAAACUCCAUUUGCACUGCUAUUUCCAAAAGCGAGAACGAAGAACAUGCUUACGCUUCCAAGCGAGCUGGGUUUACCAAAUCAAUAAAUUGCUUCAAUAUCGGUGGCCGGUUUAGGCUCAUUGAUACUCCAGGAUAUGGGGUCAUGGGCACAAAGAAACAGGGAACAGAAAUAACCAAAUAUCUUGUCAAUAGAAAAGAACUAAUGAAGGUUUAUGUUUUGAUUAAUGCUGAGCAUGGAUUCACUGGGAACGACUAUGAGGUAAUAUUUGGAUUACUUGGAGCCCAUGGAAUACCAUAUAGUAUUAUUUUUACUAAAAUUGACAAGCUUAAGAGGGCGAGUUUGGAUAAACAUAUUCAAGAAUUUGAAGAAUUGAUGAAGGAAAAUGAAGUUGAUGUAUUACCUGAUUAUUUCUUUACUAGCUCUGAGCCAAAGCGAGGUAGAAGACAAGGAAUUACGGAAGUAAGAUUUGAUUUCCUUAAUGCUUGUGGAUUUCAACUGAAUAUCAAGCCUAGUAAAACUGGUAAAAAAACCACCAGGGAAUUAUGA
Saccharomycopsis crataegensis is the source of this 1212-nucleotide messenger RNA. It is a transcript of the gene MRX8, whose product is annotated as translation initiation/elongation factor MRX8. Gene Ontology annotation, cellular component: mitochondrion. Bases 1 to 1212 code for a protein of 403 amino acids. The record is from RefSeq and is a predicted model, not a curated record. NCBI's taxonomy places the organism in Eukaryota, Fungi, Ascomycota, Saccharomycetes, Ascoideales, Saccharomycopsidaceae. Gene Ontology annotation, molecular function: GTP binding. The transcript has a single exon.